Molecule: messenger RNA, 4922 nt
Organism: Nematostella vectensis (starlet sea anemone)
Lineage: Eukaryota; Metazoa; Cnidaria; Anthozoa; Actiniaria; Edwardsiidae
Product: uro-adherence factor A
Exons: 14
Coding region: 166-3606 (1146 amino acids)
Source: RefSeq, a predicted model, not a curated record
AUGAUGUGAAUGAACUCAUGGAAGUUGAAAAUCGCGCCAAUUUAUAAGUUUUAUGGAGAUGCGUUUAAUUCAAGGCUGUAGACAUGUUCUAAAUACAUCGAUGGAGUUGACGACAGUAGCUGGGGUAUUUAUUUUAAUGUUUUAUUAAUUCUGGGACGGUUAAACAUGGAAGGGUUUGAAAUCCAACCGUCGACCUCGAGUAGACAAAGAACUGGAUCAAACGCCACUGUGGAUGAUAGUUUAUCUGAGAUGUCGGGCACAAAAGUUGAUCUAGAAGCACUUCGAAGAGAGAGGAGUCAUCGUAAAGAAGCAGAUCAGUUGUAUACAAGACUACAAGCAGAAUACGAUAACCUAUUAACUAAAUAUGCUCAAGCUGAAAAUACUAUAGACCAACUGCGUAUAGGAGCUAAGCUCAAUUUAUACAGUGAUCUACCUCCUCCACAACGAGGACAAGUGAUAAGUGUUUCCACAGGAAAACAACCUAGGAUAUUUGACUUCCCUCGGGCUAAUCAGGCAGUUCUGAGCCCCUCAACAAAUGUGGAGCAUGAUCGCUCAACUUCUCGCGAUUCUAUCGGCACCGGAGGGAAUUCGAAUUUAGCUCUUACUCCAGACUUGCGCGCUGAGGGAAUUCGAACUUCUUUGAUGUUCCAAGUAGAAUCAUUGCAGGAAAAUAUAGAUGAUUUACAGGAGCAAGUGACACAUGGUGAAUGGAGUGAGCCCGAAUUAAAGGAAUUACACGAAAUUUGUACACACUUGAUCAGACAACACAAGCAAAUGAAACGCGAACUAAAAGAGGCAAAGAACCUCGAAAAUAGAUCUCGAGGAAAAAGCUUGUCAGAGACUGAAAGUUUGAAUGGAGAGUUUCUUCUUGAAGACAGUUUAGAGGGACAGUUAUACAGACUUGGCUUGAGGUUGGAUGAAGUCAAUGAGCAAAUAGAGAGUAGCUUGUUGCCCUUAGUAACACCCUUAGCUCAAGAAAGUCGAGUGCAAGAUUACAGUGGCAAUGGGUUACCGCACACAGGCAGUGACAUCCAAGGACUAAGACAGAGGCUUCAAAGAGUAAAAGAUUUGUCCAAACAAGAUGACAACUUAUCAAGGAGUGCAAACAGUCUGGCUGACGUUGAAGAUAUCGAGUCGAACGAUGAAUUUUCUCAAAGAGGAGAAAAUUCGAGACAUUUCUCUCUUGAUGCUCUCCCACAUGAGGACGACGACGACGAAGACGCAAAAAACGGCGAGCGAGGAAUCGACCUUCAAGAAUCUGGCUAUUUCGCGUCCGAGACCAUGAGCGUGUCACAGCACUCCGAACCACUCUCCAACACCUACCUCUCAAACAGCGCGGGCGCAGGCCAGCUGGACUUCCCCAGAGACGAGACGUCACUCUUCGAUCAAAAUAGCGUGACGUCAUCACCCGAAGAUCAUAGGCGUGACUCCACUGCAUUUGUCAGCCCCGACCCUCCCCUCCCUCGAGCGACAAGCCAACGCAAUCGAUCAAGCACGAAUGAGUCUUAUCUCAGAGCAUCGCGGGGAACAUCCCAACCUUAUCCGUCCCAAUCGCAAAACACAGCCUACCCAGAAAGCCCAGAUACCCCUCAGCCACAAGCCUCCUCCAGCUUCCUGCCAGAGCAACCAAGGCCACGUUCACACUCGCAAACUAGUAGGCGAUCCCGUGCAAGCACGUCUGAGUCCCGCAAACCUCGGGAUCCUCUCGGGUCCCGUCAGGCGCCAGGUCACGUGGAUAUUUUAAGGACCAAUCACGACGACCCUUACGCUAAAUUAAACGAAAGCAGAGACAGUUCCCAGAGUUCCCCGCGGAAUAACCGCAACGCAUUGCAGAACUCUGUAAAACCCAGUCCCAGAGAGAGAUCUCAAGCUCCCUCCCACAGGCCUGUCGCGAGGAGUAUGUCAGGCGAUAGUCGUGUAUCAACUCCGCUCUUUUUACCGCACCCUGGGGCGAGACCCAAAUUAUCAAACCGACCGAGCAAACAUCGACCAGUACAAGCCGAGACGGAGAGGGGAUUUGAUAGCGGCUUUUUCGGAUCGGAAGGAAGCCGAGUGUCCCGGUCCGUGUAUUCCCCGGAUGUUGCGCCCGCACGCCCUGUUGACAAGAGCCAGCGUACGCUUAUAAGGCAGCCCUCGGUGACCGAAUCCGAGGAAGAGCCUCUUCAUGUUUCUGCAGCCCAAACUCCUUUGCGGUCCGCUUCCAGGUCACGUGACCAACGAAGGCGCCGCUCUCGACUCCAAUCCCUCUCUGAAACGGAUGAAGAAUUGGAAAUGGAAACCAGUACAAAAACUCCGAUGCGCGAUCGACGUGGGCAUCGCCACACACCGACUUUCCCCGGCAGCCGAUCGGACGCCGAAAGAUCCCGACGGAUAGAUAACCUGCGAAGACCUUCGUCGUCACCUAAUCUUUACGAUCCAGCGUCGGACAGGCUUACCUCAUCGGGAUUGGGUCGGAGCACGUCGUCUCGUCACCAGGCCUCCAGGCGAACAAAGGUCGACCUCGAUACAACCGGCCCCCGCUCCGACCAUGAAAACCGGCCAAUGGACAAACAGAGUCUGCGAGGCUAUCCCAUGGACCGUGAGUCUGUGCGGUCAGGAAGACGGUCGAGGAGAGAUGGGGAUAGCAGCAGUGCAUAUAGCGAUGGCGCAAGAAAAUACAAACGGGAUCCCGUGGAAAAGCUGAGGGCGGAGCUUCAGAGGCUUGGUGCGCAGUUGCAAGAGGAGGCUAGCGCGCGGACCAUGCAGACCCACAUGUACGACGACCUCCGACGCAAACACGACGACCUCGAGCGCGAAAUCGCACGCAGAAACGCCGAGCAGCAGAUGUCCAGUAUGUACAACGGGCUACGAAGCAAGUACGACGAAUUGGCGAGUCGAAUGGGGGAACCGUCGAGAACUCCUCGGCAGGGUACCGACGACGAGCUGAAGCGAUGUUUGGAAGAGCUAGCGAAAGAAGUCCGAGAAUUGAAAACUAACAAAGGAAGCGAGAACCCCGGUGAAGUGCGGUUUUUGUGCCCGUUCUGUGGGGGGUGUGGUGGCCACCAUCAUGGGGACUAUUAUUAUCCUGGAUAUGCCGGACCCGCCGCGCCCGCCCCCGACAGACCCCCUUCGACGCAUCAUGAGACCCAGGCUCCUUAUUCGGGGACGGCACCACUGCAUGCACGUCACGCAACUACUCCCACCGCUACAUCCACACCAUUCUACCAGGGUGUCGGCGUAUCGCCCAUCCACCAACACACAAGUACUUAUCCCGGCGCUGUUUCGGGGUCACAUGGGUUUGUUGCGGGACCACACGGGAUUCUUACGGGAUCGCCCAUCCAUCAUAUCCAUCAUCUCCCAAGAAGCCGUGCAGGCAGGCUUUUGGACGAGGAGCCUGGUGACUACAGUAGUGAUGAAGAAGAGCGGUACCAGUCCAAACGCCGGAGUGGGAGUACAAGACCUCGAAGAACGCCUAGGAGAUCUUUCUAUGAAGAUGAGAUGUUGGACAGCCAUCGCCUUCAUUUAUCCCUGGACGAGGCUAACCGAGCCGCACGGCACAUGCAGAAAGUAUCUAAGCGUAUGCUCAGCUCCAUAGCCAGCGAUUUGAUUCGCUCAGGGCAGAGAUAGCGACUUGAUUCGCUCAGGGCUGAGAUAGUGACUUGAUUCGCUCAGGGCAGAGAUAGCGACUUGAUUCGCUCAGGGCAGAGAUAGUGACUUGAUUCGAUCAGUCCAGAGAUAGUGACUUGAUUCGAUCAUGCCAGAGAUAGCGACUUGAUUCGAUCAUGCUAGAGAUAGCGACUUGAUUCGAUCAUGCCAGAGAUAGCGACUUGAUUCGAUCAUGCCAGAGAUAGCGACUUGAUUCGCUCAGGCCAUAGAUAGUGACUUGAUUCGAUCAGGCUAGAGACAGUGACUUGACUUCAUUUGGCCAGAGAUUGCGUCUUGAUUCGGGCCAAGAGGGCAUCACCAAAUUACGUAGCUGAACCGGGGUUUCCACACCAUGUUGAUAAUUGGCAUUGGCCAUUUGCGCCGACACCGUUUAAAGAAGGCGUAUUUUAUAGCUAACAUGGCUCAUACAUGGUACAUGGAUGGUACACGGUUCUCUAGCUCAGCGUUAUUUCAAAUACGUGUGUACUUUCUAGUCGAACUUGUCUUUCUUAUUUAGCCUCAACUUCUACAGUUGUUCAAACAUUUUACGCUAAUUGAAUACAAUGAGAAAAGCGAAGCUUCAAUUAUAGCCACAAAACGUGGCACACAUUUUAUAUCAAUAAUAUAUCCCCGGCUUAACCGUUUUUAUUUCGAUCGUUGCAUUAUUUACAGACUCAUGUCUCGUUAAAGGUUGCACUGAAGAAUCUAUGUGUAGUUACCUGCAGUGCUUCAUGGGAAACAAAUGAACGAGCAUAAUGAGAAAUGAAUCAUGGUUCAGAAUGCUGUAGUAUUCCUAUUUGUGUGCCUCUAAACCAUUCCAUUUGUUUUAGAGACCAGGAUCUAGCAGAUCUUACUCUACUCAUGAACCACUGCGGAUUACGGCAAUUAUAUUCCCCGAGAGCAACCUUAUUUGAAAUAGGUGUACAUCUAUUUUAUUUUAGAAUCAAAAAGCCCAAACUGUCGCGAUCUCGCACCAGAACAAUGAAUACAAUACACCAAAAACUGGAAUUCGACUCUGCCAAAUUUUCGUCUUUAAUAAGACUUCUUCAGGGCAGGCCCAGACAGAAAUACUGCAGUUUUCCAAACAUGUAUUUAUGUUAAAUUGCUCGAUUUGCUCACGUAGCACUUCGGGCUAAGUUAUAAAUGGAAAAUCGAGAACCUUAUUUUAAAUUGCUAAAUAUCGUGUAAAUACCAUACUCCAGUUUGAUCUUGUUUGUACAUUUUUAUUCUCACGUAAGAAUAACGUGAGGAGCUCGUCAUGGAAGGAUGUGACUCAAGUAAAUGCAUCUAUAUUUUUA